Molecule: messenger RNA, 810 nt
Organism: Argiope bruennichi
Lineage: Eukaryota; Metazoa; Arthropoda; Arachnida; Araneae; Araneidae
Exons: 3
Coding region: 182-484 (100 amino acids)
Source: RefSeq, a predicted model, not a curated record
GUGGUUCUCAACAGUGUCAGGAGGUAUUUUGAUUUAAAGGAAAAUUUAAUUUGAGUGCAGGAUUUUUGUAUACGCGUGCAUCUAAAAAUUCCAUGAUAGAUGAUCUAAUUUAUCGGUUCCAUGACCUAAAAAUAAAUUCGUGUUUUUAUUUUUACUACAUAGUUGAGUUUUAGUUUUUAAAAUGGUUGAUCGACAAAUCCACGAUGAACAACCGACUGAUAUCACAUCCACAGCAUUUGGUGUUCUUCGUCGUGUGAUAAUAUUGGCUGCUCUUUGUUAUUUUGGAACAUGGAUUUAUGCGAUAUGUGCUGAAGAUGUCAAGAGUUGGAAAGCACUUAAUUUUCAUAUCGUCAUGUUGGGCUUUAUACUCAUACUUCUAGGUUUUAGUUGCUUCUAUGAAUUGAAGAAAUUUCGAUUCAUUCAAAGAAUUUUUGAAAGACGGUCGACCAGAGAUUCGUACGAUGUAAAUGCUGAAUAUAAUUAAAACGACUGCAUAAUUCCUCGCACCAGCUUGUUUAUCUUAAUGAAUUUUUACGAUACAUUUAUUGUGACUAUAUUUCGCUGCAAUAAGUUUCACAUAAGUAAUACUGUUUUAAUUACCUAUUAUAAUAAGAUAUUAAUUGAAGGUUUUUAUAAUUUUUUUCUAGGUAAUUCUAAAUUUCUGUGAUCAUAAGACAUACAAGGCUUUUCUAAAUCUUUGAAUCAAACAUGAUUUUAAAGUAGAUUAGAAAUUGAUUUUAAUUCAUAAAAAUUUGCAGACGAUUUUUCAAUUAUUUCCUCUUUUGGCUUUUAGUUGUUUUGUUACGUCAG